Molecule: messenger RNA, 1389 nt
Organism: Penicillium concentricum
Lineage: Eukaryota; Fungi; Ascomycota; Eurotiomycetes; Eurotiales; Aspergillaceae
Product: OTU domain-containing protein
Exons: 4
Coding region: 1-1389 (462 amino acids)
Biological process (GO): protein deubiquitination
Molecular function (GO): cysteine-type deubiquitinase activity
Source: RefSeq, a predicted model, not a curated record
AUGUCACGCCUCACUAAUGGUGGCAGAAUCGUGCCCAUACUUACGGGCUCUGAUUCUCACGAUCCCACUCUCGAGGUGCCUGCUUUAGAUGCAUCUCUUCCUCCAAUUCAUCCUGCUUCAAUCUCUUCCCCACCGACUUUGCCCCGCCUGUUGCAGGAUCAGCAGAUUUCUAAAGCUAAGCACAUGCAACACGCGAGUUUGGAGAUGGCCUCUCUCCAAGAGAGAGGCCUUUAUGCACUCCCCACUGAGGGAGACGGCAAUUGUCUUUACUACUCCCUUUCCGACCAACUGUAUGGCGACACCCACCAUGCAGACGAAAUCCGCCAGCUUCUAGCCAAUCAUAUGGCUUCAAAUAAAGACUACUUCAUGCAAUUUGUAGUUGCUGAAGGCGGGGAGCGGCGCCGGCCGAAACGUGCAGCUGCAUCUGCGUAUGCUACUCGCUCUGCCGACGUCUCCGCUCCGACGCAGGAGGACAUGGAACGGCGGUUCCAGGAAAUGAUUGCUACCACCCGCAAGAAUGGGGAAUGGGGCAGCUCUGAGCAUCUCCAGGCAUUCUGUCAGGCCUUCAAGGUCGACUUGAAUGUAUACACCAUGGAUGGUGUUUCGAUAUUCCAGGAUGUCAAUGCCCUCCCAAGUCAAUCUCGGGAUGUUGUGCAUGUAGCAUUCCAUGAUUUCAAACACUAUUCUUCGGUGCGGGGAAUCGAGGGCAACCAUGAAGGACUUCUUACUAAGUUGAUGCCAUUUCAACCCAUCAAGGAGGCGAUUAAGCCCGAGGUCAUUUCAGACCCCAAACCAGACGCCGAUCAUAAACCAUUCACUUCAUCGGAAGAACAAGCUGUUGGGGAUUACACUAACGAUGCUGGCCUUGCUGUUGACCUCUAUCCCCCUUGGGAUAUCAAAUCCAUCCAAGAGGGAUUGGGGGGCCGAUAUGACCGGGAGACCAUCGUAGAUAUGCUCCAGAGAUGCCGUGGCGACAUCGAUCGCGCCUUCGCCGCGCUCUUGGACGAGAAGACAGACGUACCACUUGAUAAGAAAGCUGCUCCCGGGAUACCCAUCAAACCAAGCUUGCAGGCCUCGCGCUCCUCUUCCCCAUUUAGUACAGGGAGCAAGCGGUCCGCGGAGGACAGCGAUGAUUCCGAAGAUCCUCGUCCCGCAAGACGCACCAGACCUAAGAAACGCCUUGUAUCCAAUCUUACCUUGGGCGUUGGGAUCUCAUUCAGGGAUGAACACGACGAGGUUGUUUCCUUGAAUCUUCGAAUGAACUCUGACACAGAAGAUGGUCAGGCCACAGACCCCUCUCUCCCGGGUAACACCAACCCGGAACAAUCGGACACGGACGGAAAGAAAUGUCGUCGAAGUAGACGACUUUCCCGCCCGCGCCCGAACUGA